CAGUUUCACCUCUCGCGCGAUUUCAACUCAACGCAGGCAGCGCAGUGUAGGAGUUCCAGCAGCGGAGAAGUAGGGACGUUGGGAUCUUUGUGUGAGAUGGGGGACGAUCGACCUUUUGUGUGCACCGCCCCAGGCUGUGGACAGAGAUUUACCAAUGAAGACCAUCUAUCAGUCCACAAACAUAAGCAUGAGAUGACCCUAAAAUUUGGUCCUGCCAGAACUGACUCCGUCAUCAUCGCAGACCAGACCCCCACGCCCACCCGCUUCCUGAAGAACUGUGAGGAGGUGGGUCUGUUCAAUGAGCUGGCCAGCUCCUUCGAACAGGAGUUCCGGAAGGCCCAUGAGGACGACCAGAGGAACAAAAAUCCGGUGAGGCUCCCCACCCCUCAUCUUCUGGCCCCACCCCUACAGACCCUGUCUGGGGUGAAGGAGGAGGAUGAGGGGCCUCUGGAGGUUGACUCCUCCCCCCCAGGCAGUCCUGACUCCACCUCCAGCAUGUCGGACAGUAGCAAGGAGCCAAUGGGGAGAGGAAAGGAGACUCUUCCUCCUCCACGGCCAGUGUUGAGCUCCACCCCCACGCCAACCAUUGUACGGCCUGGGUCCCUCCCCAUUCACCUUGGUUACGACCCCCUGCACCCGACCCUGCCGUCGCCAACUUCUGUCAUCACACAAACCCCACCCUCCAACAGACAACUGGGCUCUCCGACAGGCUCCUUCCCACUGGUAAUGCAUCUCCCCAACGGACAGACGGUCCCUCUCCUCCCCAGCCCAAAUAUGACCUCAGUCAUAUCUCUGGCGAGGCCAUUUAAUAUGGUGCCCAACAUCCCUGGGAUUCCAGGCCCUCCGAUUGGUGGGACCAGCAGCGGCUCCUCCUCCCCAUCUGGGUAUAGUCUACACUCCGAGGCCAAGAUGAGGCUGAAGGCGGCGCUGACCCAGCAACAGCAUGGCCCGGGGGCUCAGAACGGGGCUGGAGGGGGCACAGGGGGAGUGGGAGAGGGCACAGGGGGGGUGGGAGGGGGGCCAGGGUCCAGCCCCGCUGUCCCCCAGAGACAUGAGCAGAGCCAGCAGCCCUCGCAGCAUUCUGACACCCCCUCACCUGCACAGCCACAGCAAACCAGCAGUGGCUCCUCCUCUCCAUUUGGGUAUAGUCUACAUUCAGAGGACAUGAUGGUGUCCCCGGCCCAGCCAACCGGGGGUAGGAGGCGGCGGGGUGCGGAGGCCGACCCAGAUGAGAGAAGGCAGCGCUUCCUGGAGAGGAACAGGGCGGCAGCGUCUCGCUGCCGACAGAAACGCAAGGUUUGGGUUGGCUCUCUGGAGAGGAAGGCAGAGGAUCUGGCCACCAUGAACGUCUCUUUGACCAAUGAAGUGGGUCUGCUGAGGAACGAGGUGACACAACUGAAACAGCUGCUACUGGCCCACAAAGACUGCCCUGUCACUGCCAUGCAGAAGGCGGCUGCCUACUUAGGGUGAAUGUUUCUCUCUCUGUCUGUAGCUGCAGGAGGAGAGGAGAGUUCCAGGGAUCCCCCCUCCAAGCCUACGGGCUCCACAGCCUUGGUCAUCCAGCACGGGCCUUCGGCCCCUGUCCCCAGCCCUGGUGCCAUCACCGUCAACGGGCUGAGUGUAUGCGCGGCUGAGGCAGUGGCCAUGUCGGUCCUGGCCGGGAUGGGGGCGGCCCACCAGGGAGGGGUCCUCAUGGCGCCACAGCCUCAGCCCGCCCCCAGAUGAUGCGCAGGGAGCCAAUAAGAACUGUAGGAGGCCGGACUGGUACAAUUAUGUGAGAGAUUGAAAGGGACCUGAUUUGAAAUCUGAAAUCCCAUCAGUUGUUAAUGGGGGGGAGUGAGAAGUACUAUCUCCAACCUAUGCUCUGACCUUGGAUACAGUGGCAGCCAGGAAAGGAUGUUGGGAGUUGACAUCCUGUCAAAGCCACAGAACCCCCCCCCACACACACACACACACACACACACACUUGCUCACAGCCAAUGAUAAUCACUGAACAUACCGAGUAGUCCCACCCCUUUUGCCCCUUUUCUGAUGGAUCCCUGCUUGGAAGCACUGUCACUGCGUAUAUACAAGCGUAUGUACAUACUCACACCCCGUGACAUACACACACUCGAUCACCGAAUGUAGUGUGUUUUUGUCUAUUUGCAACUCGCUCCCCUGUCUACAGUGUAAAUCUCUCCUUACAUAUUUAUCUUCUUCAUGCAGCUGUUAAUCCAUGGGGAAACUCUUUUUAGGGCUGAAUAAGCGUGAGAUAUUGUUUUCCCUUUGUCAUGGAGUGAGCCAAAGUAUGAGUAUAUUCAAUGUCUGGCCUUUUUAAAAAUUUGUAUUAUUAUUGUUUUUUUAUAGGAAUUCUGCAUUCUGACAAUGUGUAUGAAACCCUUAUUGACUGCAUGGAUAUUAGAGGAGACUGAUGAAGACCACUGUCUGUGUGCUGGUGUCUGCUCAUAUUAUUGCUGGUUUUUAUCAUACUGCUUUUCUCUCCCACUUUUUAAAGUGAUAUCAAAUGACUGAUGCAAACAAUGACAAUGUCCUAAUGUAACACUUGAAAUGGUUAGGUUUUAGAUUAUACUUUAUGUAGUAAUCAACAAACUUUUCAUUAGAUUUAUAAGUCAUUUACUUAAUCUAAGUUGAGAAAAAGUAGUGCAAUAUAUUUUUAUAUUCAAAACAUAUUAAUGUUCCUGCAUUUAGCUAAAACGUGUGUAGUGAAUACAGUGGUAGAAUGGUUUGUUCUAAUUCAAUGAAAACCAAUUACAUUCUAAAUGAUAAGAGAAAAUGUAAACCUACGACAUAUUCUUGAAUGCAAAUCUCCAAUAGGGGACAUCUAUAUGGAGUUAAAGAUCAUGUCCUUGUCUCGGGUGCUUUCCAACAUUUAAAAAACUAUACUGUCUUUUGGAGUAUAUCACUUUUGUAAGACACGUCACUGAAAUAUUUGUUAUGAAAUGUCAUUGAGUGAUGUCUUUUUUUUUCACAUUUUGUGUUGAGGAAUAUCUUGUUUGUUUCAUCUUUUUUUUAACAUGUCAAUGUUCUAUUCAUCAUUUCGUUAUUGCUGUAACUGAACCCUGCGUCACGUUCCUUUCCCCUCGUGUUCUGUCAAGAGGAUGGGUAUGUCUGUCUUCAACAGUGAACCCAGAGUGUAACCUCCCACAAACUAUUAUGGAAUUUGUCUCCAAUCUGUCGAGAGGGUGUUUUUCCCCAAAAGAAUUACACCUCAAGGCGGGGGAAAUUUAACUUGUGUAUAGUCUCAACCUAAUAAAAGAUCUCUGGCAAAAUAAAUAAGUUACUGGCAACAA
Messenger RNA from Salmo salar (Atlantic salmon), 3290 nucleotides. Its product is annotated as cyclic AMP-dependent transcription factor ATF-7. The record is from RefSeq and is a predicted model, not a curated record. Lineage: Eukaryota; Metazoa; Chordata; Actinopteri; Salmoniformes; Salmonidae. Gene Ontology annotation, biological process: regulation of DNA-templated transcription. Gene Ontology annotation, molecular function: DNA-binding transcription factor activity; DNA binding.